GAGUAUUCAUUCCUCUACAACUUAUGUGUGCGUCUGUAUUAGUUUACUUUUAGCGAGGAAAAACAAUCUGCGACCCUUUGAGUGUUUUUUUUGUUUGUUUGUUUAUUGUUUUUAUUGUUUUAUUUUAUGCAAUUUCAGUGCCGUUUAGGUACGGGGUGAUUUAUUUCUGCGAGUUCUGUACUCAAGAUGGCGCCCUGGAAUCGAGUCGGGUUUUAGGGUUUGUUUCGCAAAGCAGAUUACUGAACCAAAAACAUGAAGACAAAAGAGCAGUGCCCCCAUCGCGCGCGAGCGUGUAACAAGCGUCGUUCAUUAACUGUUACUUUGUUGCGUCGCUCGGUGUUACAAAUUAACACGAAGGUUAAAACUGCAACAUUAUUCGCUGGAAACAAUUCAUACACAGAUACACACACGUGUCACAGAGUUACAGAUUUUACAGGACGCUCAUGAAACUAAAAUUAAUGUUACACCAUUCACAUAUAACUGAGAUAAUACGAGACUGUAGAUCAAUUAAACUUCAUUUUUAGAGUGCAUAGAGUGCUGUUUGCUAGAGCUUGUUUUGAGAAAGCUAGAGAUUUCCGAGCAGUUUCAUCAGUGCUCUGUGGGUAUGGGCUGUUUGUGAUGAAGCAGGAAGAGUUGGGCAGGCUGUGCUCGCAGUAAAGAGGCGGGGAAUGAGGAGGACUGAAGCGCAGAUUCUCAUCGGGACCGAGCUGAAUGUGGAGUUUGAUCUUCGCUGUUAUUGAGCUGAACGCAUCUGAGGAAUCUCUCAUUAUGGUGAUUAAAGUUUACAUCGCGUCAUCCUCCGGAUCAACAUCGAUCAAGAAACAGCAGCAGGACGUGAUGGGCUUCUUGGCAGCCAAUAAGAUUGAGUUUGAGGAAUGUGACAUCGCAGCUGAUGAAGAUAACAGGAAGUGGAUGCGAGAACACGUCCCCGAUGACUUCCGGCCGGCCACAGGGAACCCACUGCCUCCUCAGAUCUUCAACCAGGACACAUACUGCGGGAACUACGAGGCGUUCUUCUGUGCUCGUGAGGACAAUGCCGUGUAUGCGUUCCUGGGCUUGACGGCGCCUCCAGGCUCAAAGGAGGCAGAAGCGCUGUCUAAGAAAACGCAGAUGUGAUCUCGAGAAGCGGCUCCAGCAGAGCUGAAGAACUCCUGCACUUUCUGAUGAUUGAGUUUCUUUUCGUGUUGGUUCUUUUUUCGUUGCAUCCAUGAAAUGAUGUGAUGUGAUGAAUGUUAUGAGAUAUUUGUCCACUCAAAAGUCCAUCUUAUUGAUUAAACUGUUCAAACUGAAUAGAAAGCAUUUCUCCAGUUAUCCAAAUAGCGUAGAUGAGCAAAGUAGAUUUGAAUUGUUGUCAGGAUUUGACAGUUAAUCAUUAAUCAUGCAGUUUUUGUUAGGUUUAUGCUUGAAUGUUCUUGAUUAUGUAUGCGGUUCAAAUUACAUUUAAUCUGUGCAUAUAUUCAGGGUUUCUGUGGGUCUUAAAAAGCCUUGAUUCGGCCUUACACAAAUGAAAGCCUUAGGUCUUAAAUUGGAACAGAAAGUCUGACAUGAACAACAUCUGUAUUUUUUCUUGUUUUCUAUCCUUCAAAUUUAAUUUACUUGAGAUGCAACAAGAAAAUAUUAAGUUUUUAUUUUUUAUAUUUGUGUCUGUCUAUACCUUGCUUUCCUUUUGACAUAAUUAGAUUUUUCUGAGCCCAUUGGCAGAUAUGUGUCCCUUUUUUAAAUCAUAAAUUCAGUUCUUUUUGAUAAAUUUCUCAGAAAACAAGACUUUUUUAAUAAAAUGUUAGUUUUUGCAUCUAUCUUGAUUUAAGACUUUUUAGCACUAGAAAACAAGACAAAAAUACUACGGAAAUACUGCACUUUUGUGCAGUGUGAGCAGAAUACAGUAAAAUGUAUAUAUGUGAUCAGGUACAGUAAAAGUUAUUUUCAUAAGUUUUUUUUUGUUUUUGUUUUAAAUAAAAUGAAUUCUAAAGUA
Molecule: messenger RNA, 1972 nt
Organism: Onychostoma macrolepis
Lineage: Eukaryota; Metazoa; Chordata; Actinopteri; Cypriniformes; Cyprinidae
Gene: sh3bgrl
Product: SH3 domain binding glutamate-rich protein like
Exons: 4
Coding region: 712-1116 (134 amino acids)
Cellular component (GO): cytoplasm
Source: RefSeq, a predicted model, not a curated record